AAACCACCAUGAGUUCGAGAAACAUAAGCAGCACUGUAUGUACUCCCAAUGCUACUAAUAAUACUGCUAUCAAUGUGUCAAUGGAAGAACUGUCAUUUAAAGUACUCGAGAAAAAAUACAACUAUUUGGAACCGGGUGGACACUACAUUCCGAAAAGUUGUAGCGCGGCACAUCGGAAAAAAUACAACUAUUUGGAACCGGGUGGACACUACAUUCCGAAAAAUUGUAGCGCGGCACAUCGGGUUGCUGUAAUAAUUCCAUAUCGCGAUCGUCAAUCGCAUCUCAAAAUUCUUCUUAAUAAUAUGCACCCAUUCCUCACCGAACAAGAGCUGGAUUAUUCCAUUAUUGUAGUGGAACAAAGUGCUAAUUCAACAUUCAAUCGUGGCAAGCUGUUAAAUGUUGGAUUUCUUGAAGCAAUGAAGUUUUAUAACUGGCAAUGCGUCCUGCUUCAUGAUGUAGAUUUAUUACCAGAGGAUAGAAGAAACCUACACGUGUGUCCAACGCAGAAUCCUCGACACAUGGCCGUUGCAGUAGAUAAAAAUAAUUACAAACUGAAUUACGAGACUAUGUUCGGCACGAGUUCUUUUCUGAACAUUCAACAAUUUCGUGAUGUAAAUGGACUAUCCAAUCGUUACUGGGGUUGGGGAGGAGAGGAUGAUGAUCUUUACAAAAGGUAAAG
Strongylus vulgaris is the source of this 679-nucleotide messenger RNA. The record is from the annotation of a GenBank genome assembly. Lineage: Eukaryota; Metazoa; Nematoda; Chromadorea; Rhabditida; Strongylidae.